Molecule: messenger RNA, 352 nt
Organism: Saprolegnia parasitica CBS 223.65
Lineage: Eukaryota; Oomycota; Saprolegniomycetes; Saprolegniales; Saprolegniaceae
Exons: 1
Coding region: 4-306 (100 amino acids)
Biological process (GO): vacuolar proton-transporting V-type ATPase complex assembly
Cellular component (GO): endoplasmic reticulum membrane
Source: RefSeq, a predicted model, not a curated record
GAAAUGAGCGUCUUCGCCUCCGCCCUCAAGUCGGCGCUCGAGCCUGGGACCGGCAACAAGUUCGUGCUGGCGCUCAAUGGCGUCCUGCUCGCGCUCCUAGGCGUCAUCGCGAUGACCAUCUGGACGGGCAUGGAGGACUCGUUCCACAUGUACAUCUUCCUCUUCCUCGCCAUCGGGCUCACGGUCUCGAUCAACUGGUUCAUCCUCGAGGCCCGUGCGCUCCAAGCCGACGGCAAGCUCGACCUCAGCAGCCUGGACGGCGCCGCCACGCCAGCCAACAAGAAGCCGCUCGCCAAGACCGAUUAGCAACCUGCGACGACGACAAUGAAAUCGAUAGAAUGCACGACUAUGC